Rana temporaria (common frog) is the source of this 1861-nucleotide messenger RNA. It is a transcript of the gene PYROXD1, whose product is annotated as pyridine nucleotide-disulphide oxidoreductase domain 1. The record is from RefSeq and is a predicted model, not a curated record. The transcript is spliced from 12 exons. Gene Ontology annotation, molecular function: oxidoreductase activity; flavin adenine dinucleotide binding. The coding region runs from base 41 to 1522 and encodes 493 amino acids. Lineage: Eukaryota; Metazoa; Chordata; Amphibia; Anura; Ranidae.
CCGCCCUGUUCAGCACACGUGACCCGGAAGAGGAAGAAAAAUGGCGACUGAGAGGGCGAAGUGGUUGGUGGUGGGGGGAGGAAUCGCUGGAGUCACCUGUGCCGAGCAACUUGCACUUCAGUUUAUGGAGGAUGAUGUCUUUCUGCUGACCGCUUCUCCACUCAUUAAAGCUGCUACCAACGUGAGGCAGGUGUUGAGGACUCUGGAGGAGUUUGAUGUGGAGGAAAAGGAAAGCAGCAUACUGGAGAGACAAUAUCCCAACAUCAGAGUUAUCAGUUCUGCUGUCAGAGAGAUAAAGGCUGAGCAGCAGCAAGUGAUUACAGAGGAUGGAAGACGUUACACCUAUGACAGGCUGUGUCUGUGUGCCGGAGCCAGACCCAAGCUCAUCAACGAUGGGAACCCCUAUGUGCUGGGAAUACGUGACACAGACAGUGCUAAGACCUUCCAGUGUCGCCUGGCCAAAGCUAAACGGGUGGUUAUUGUGGGAAACGGAGGAAUCGCACUGGAACUGGUAUAUGAAAUUGAGGGCUGUGAAGUGAUCUGGGCGGUGAAAGACAAGUCUAUCGGAAACACGUUCUUUGACGCCGGAGCUGCCCAAUUUCUCAUCCCACAACUGAGUUCUGAUAAAGCAGAGACUCCCCUGGCCUGCAAGAGAACCAAAUAUACCACAGAGCUCCUUUCAGAGAGAAAGGAGCCUUGUCUGGGCAGUGCACUGGGGCCUGACUGGCACGAGGGUAUGAAUCUGAAGGCUGCAAAGGAAUUCUCCCACUGUGUCCAUCUAGAGAUGGAGUGUGAGGUACAGAGGGUCCUCCUGAGUGAUGAAUUCAAACAGCUGAAUGUCCCGGCCCACACUGUCCCCCACAGAAUCGCUCCAGAGCACAGCGCUACUUCUGGCAUUGUUGAAUGGCCAGUUUAUGUGGAACUGACAAAUGGAAAACUGUAUGGCUGUGAUUUCAUCAUCAGUGCUACAGGAGUGGUACCGAACGUCGAGCCAUUUCUUCCCGGAAAUAAUUUUGACGUUGGAGAAGAUGGGGGUCUGAAGGUGGAUGACCACAUGCGAACAUCAGUGCCCAAUGUAUAUGCUGCUGGUGACAUCUGCACCGCGGCCUGGACUCCGAGUUCACUCUGGCAGCAAAUGAGGCUAUGGACGCAAGCACGGCAAAUGGGCUGGUACGCAGCAAAGUGUAUGGUGGCCGACCACCUAGGGGAGAAGAUUGAAAUGGAUUUCUGCUUUGAACUCUUUGCACAUGUUACCAAAUUCUUCAACUACAAGGUGAUUCUGCUGGGGAAGUACAAUGCGCAGGGCCUGGCUUUGGACCAUGAACUGAUGCUGCGCUGUACCAAGGGACAUGAAUACGUCAAAGUGGUAAUGCAAAAUGGGCGAAUGGUGGGGGCAGUGCUGAUUGGGGAGACGGACUUGGAGGAAACAUUCGAGAACUUAAUCUUAAAUCAGAUGGACCUGUCAGCAUAUGGAGUGAAUCUGCUGGAUCCAAACAUUGACAUUGAAGAUUAUUUUGAUUAAAAUCCACAAUGGCAUUCGAAGCAGCUUGGGAUUUACAACCCAUUUUUGGAUGUGUGGAUAAAUAAUUUAUUUCAGAAGUUAUUGGAAGUGUGCAGGACACACAGAAAUGAGUGACAGGCUCUGAAAAGGAAACUGCUUUAUUAUGACCACCAAAUGCCUACGUUAGAGAGAAAGCAUUCUGAUAAGUUGUGGUGCUGAGGGACCACAAAUCCCUGCAUGCUCUUACCACCCAAGGUAUGAGGAUAUGAGCCUUCAGUAUUGAAGUGUAUGUCAAGCCAAAAACCUUUUUCUAAUUUUGGAUGAAGCAGGGAACGAAUAAAAUUUGUCGCCUGCAAAGCG